AGGAGGGUCCGCGGCGGUAGGCAACGAGAGGAGGAGCCGGAGAGAAGGCGGCUAGAAAUGGAGUGAGAGAGAACUGACUCGGAAUCGUUUGUCUGAUUGAAGAGCUACGAAAAAGAUCGAGACAAAGACAACGAAUAAACAAAAAAGAAAACCAGAACAUUUCGGAAUAGGAGAAGUUGGCACAGAGAUGGUUGUCUUUAUGUCGAAAGGAACCCCAGUUUUGUCCGUUUUCCGUCCCUGAAGGUUGUCCAAGACAAGUCUGUGUAUAGUACAAGUGUCCAGCCUAUCAAGGUGUCGUAAGGGCAUGUUUGACAGUGUCUCAGAGAUUUCAUUAUGAGUCGAGGUGGAUGGAGGAAGCGGGUCAAUGAAGAUGAUGUCUGGGGGGGUUGGAGUGGAUAUAAGGCUGCCAAAGUCUGCAAGCUGGAGGAGCAGUUUAAACUGGAGGCACCCAAACAGCAGCAGAAGGAGGGCAUCUCUUCUAAUAUCUUCAGCGGAGUGGCCAUUUAUGUCAAUGGCUACACUGAACCCACAGCAGAUGAACUGCGGAAGUUAAUGAUGCUCCAUGGAGGUCAAUACCACAUGUACUACUCCAGAUCUAAAACCACACAUAUCAUUGCCAGCAAUCUGCCCAACAGCAAAAUCAAGGAGCUCAAGGGAGAGAAGGUAGUACGACCAGAAUGGAUCACAGACAGUAUACAGGCCGGCCGUCUUCUUUCGUACGUCCAGUAUCAGCUUUAUGCCAAGCAGAAAAGCCUCAACUUCAACAACGUAUGCAAAAACGAGGAGCCUAGGCCGGGGCCAAGUAAUAUUCACAAGGAGUUCGAGAACAGGGUAAACGGUACAGCAAAGAGCGUGCCUGAUCCAGUCAGAAACUCGAAAGCGAAUGGUUUGCAUGGCUGGGAAAACCUUGAAGAGGAAGAUGAAGACUUUGAAUUCAGAGAGCUGGAGUCGGUCUCACCUGUGCGCAACCAGAAAGCAAUGGAUCACCACAGGGACCCUCCAACCAUGGCCAACGGCAACGCACACAGGUCAAACGGUGCCUUAAAACCACUAGAACAGACGCUACAUUCGGGCAAGGCUUCUAUGGGUAAUACCCAAUGCCUUUUGUUGGACAGAGACAGCGUUGACUUCAGAGACUGUGGGGCACAGCGGCAGCAGCACGCUAACCAAAACAGUGUUGCACAUUCAAACUCUGCCCACCCGGCAAACUUGUCAUCUUUGCACAGUAAUAUUAAACUCAAUGGUGCUCAUCUUACUGUUCAGGGGCCUUUACAUGCUAAAAGCACUUCAGAGCCAUCACCAAGCAAACUCUCCACAGCUGGUCUUGCCUCUUCUCAUGCUAUGGCCAGGCCUGGGGAGCCCAACUUUAUAUCCGAGUUCUAUUCCCACUCCAGAUUGCAUCACAUAUCGACGUGGAAGUGCGAGUUCACAGAUUUUGUUAACACGCUCCAGCGGCAGAGCAAUGGCCUCUUCCCAGGAAGGGAGAAGAUUAAAAAACUGAGUGCAGAAAGGACCUCUCUGCCUUCCACUGACACAGGGAACACAGGUCCACCUACCCCCGCUGGUCCCCAGAGACGCCAAACCUGUAUAAUGCACGUGGACAUGGACUGCUUCUUUGUGUCAGUGGGCAUUCGAGAGAGACCUGAUCUUCAAGGGAAGCCAGUGGCUGUCACCAGCAACAGAGGGGGCGGAAAAGCGGCCCUGCGCCCAGGGGCCAACCCCGAGUUAGAAAUGCAGUAUUACAAGCGGAGGUACAUGAAGAAUAAAACGGAUGAAAAAGUCCCUGAUAAAGUGGGAGGUGUUACACUGGAGAAUCCUGAUGCUGCUCGUAUGAACGGAGUGGAUCUGGACCGAACUGCUUUAUCCAUGGCGGAAAUAGCGUCUUGUAGUUAUGAAGCCAGACAGGCUGGCAUCAGGAACGGGAUGUUUUUUGGCCAGGCAAAGCAGCUAUGCCCGAACCUCCAAUCUGUUCCAUAUGAUUUUCACUCCUACAAAGAGGUGGCACUUACCUUGUAUGAAACCUUAGCAAGCUACACGCAUGACAUUGAAGCUGUGAGCUGCGAUGAAGCCCUGGUAGAUGUGACUGACAUUAUGACUGAGCUAGGAGUAUCUGCAGACUGCAUUGCAAGUGCACUACGUGCCGAAAUCAAAGACAAAACGAAAUGCUGCGCCUCAAUUGGAAUGGGUUCAAACAUUCUGCUGGCCAGAAUGGCAACCCGCAAAGCCAAACCAGAUGGACAGUAUUAUUUAAAGCCAGAGGAAGUUGACGAUUUUAUUAGAGAUCAGCUAGUCACUAGUCUGCCAGGAGUCGGAAGGUCGAUGGGGUAUAAACUCGGUGCCAUGGGUGUGAAGACCUGCGGGGACCUGCAGCAGGUCUCCAUGCCCAAACUGCAGAAGGAGUUUGGGCCGAAAACUGGUCAGACACUAUACCGCUUCUCUCGAGGGCUGGAUGACAGGCCGGUGAAGACAGAGAAGGAGAGGAAAUCUGUGUCUGCUGAAAUAAACUAUGGGAUACGGUUUACACAGACUGCAGAAGCCGAGGCGUUCCUGCUGAACCUCUCUGAAGAGAUCCAGCGGAGACUGGUGGCGGCAGGAAUGAAGGGGAAGCGCCUCACUCUCAAGGUUAUGGUUCGGAAAGCCGGCGCUCCUGUGGAAUCGGCCAAAUAUGGAGGCCACGGCAUCUGUGACAAUCUAGCCAGGACUGUUAACCUAGAGCAGGCCACAGACAACAGCAAGGUUAUCGGGAGAGAAACCCUCAAAUUGUUCCAGAUGAUGAAACUAAAUGUAUUGGACAUGAGGGGGGUUGGCAUGCAGAUGCAGCAGUUGGUCCCAGUCUUGAGAACAGCUUCCGUCACCUCAUCCCACGCAAUGGCCCAGUCAUGCUCUGUCAGGGAUCUCCUCCUGGCUCAGAAAUCAAAGAGGCCAGGCAGCCUAGCCACUGCUGCUCCUGAAGUGCACGAGUCAGUGGAGUGUUGUGACAGGUCCUCCUCUGUGAGAAACACUGCUGUCUUAUCGCCUCAGAAAACCCUGUCGACACUGGAGCCCAUGCCAAGUACCAGCAGGUCUGAGCCGGAGGUCCGGUACAACGGAGGUCUACACACGCCGCACAGCAUGAAGACCAGGCUAAACCUCAGCAUAGAGAUCCCAUCACCAUCACAGAUAGACCACUCAGUGUUGGAAGCCUUGCCUGCAGAAAUCAGAGAGCAGGUGGAGCAGAUGUAUUUGAGCAGGUCGGAGGAGACGCCAAACGGAUUUGUCACAGGGCCAGAGUCACUGGGCACCCUCGUUCUGCAGGUCCCAGAGCAGCUGGGCCAGGACAGUCACAGUGGCAUCAUUGUAGCACUGCCAGAACUCUCCCAGGUAGACCCAGACGUGUUUUCAGCAUUACCUGCGGAGCUGCAGGAGGAGUUGAAGACGGCCUACAGCCAACAGCAGAGAGUUCCCGAGGCCCCCAACAACCAGCAGGUCACAGUCGUGACAAGGAACACACAUCUGCCUCUGAAGCAGCCACUUACUGUGAAGACAAAGAAGCACAACAAAAAGAAAAACCUGGUGAGCCCGGUAAAGAGGACAGAGAGCCCUCUGAAGAACAAGCUGCUGAAGAGCCCAGCGAAAAGCAGUGGAAUCAGAACUGGGAGCCCUCAGAAACUCAUUGUUGACUUCCUGAAAUAUGAAGAAAGCGCUGCAGAGAAACUAAAGCUUGAGACGGGGCCCUCCACGUCGGGUCUCGUACCUGUUCCCCAGGAGGAAGCCUCAAAAGUGCCAGUCCACCAAGGGCCUAACCUUGCUGGAGCGUUUGAGCUCAGAGACAUCAAGGCCCUGCUGAAGGAAUGGGUCACCUCCAUCUCGGAUCCCAUGGAGGAGGACAUUCUGCAGGUUGUGAGGUACUGCACAGAUCUUAUAGAAGACAAAGACCUGGAAAAACUAGACCUCGUCAUUAAAUACAUGAAAAGACUAAUGCAGCAGUCGGUGGAUUCAGUUUGGAACAUGGCAUUUGACUUCAUUCUUGACAACAUUCAAGUGGUAAUACAGCAAACAUAUGGUAGCACAUUAAAAAUUGCAUAGGGAAAAAAACUGUAAUUAUAUGAAUACUGUAUAUAAAAAUGUAAAAAUGAAUUGAGAGCCUGGAGCUCUUAACUCGCUGUGCCAUAACUGCUUGUGAAGUACUUGCAAAUAGCAUGGUAGUAAUGCUCUAUGAAAAAUGUUUUAUAUAAAAAAAAUAAAGGGUUUUGUACAUUUCUUUGCGGAAGUGCCAAAUUUGUCAGUAUUGCAUGUAAAUAAUGGUUUAAAUUUGAUCUUCUCUUGUAGAAUAGAUUCUGUUUACAAAAUGGUUGUUUAUAAAAGUUUUAUGGAUUUUUACAGUGAAGUGUUUACAGUUAUUUAAUAAAGAACUGUAUGUGGUUUUUGGAAAAGAA
Molecule: messenger RNA, 4415 nt
Organism: Acipenser ruthenus (sterlet)
Lineage: Eukaryota; Metazoa; Chordata; Actinopteri; Acipenseriformes; Acipenseridae
Product: DNA repair protein REV1-like
Exons: 24
Coding region: 334-4065 (1243 amino acids)
Biological process (GO): error-free translesion synthesis; error-prone translesion synthesis
Cellular component (GO): nucleus
Molecular function (GO): deoxycytidyl transferase activity; damaged DNA binding; DNA-directed DNA polymerase activity
Source: RefSeq, a predicted model, not a curated record